This is a messenger RNA of Cornus florida, 1442 nucleotides long. RefSeq lists its product as uncharacterized. The transcript has a single exon. Gene Ontology annotation, biological process: vesicle fusion with Golgi apparatus; endoplasmic reticulum to Golgi vesicle-mediated transport. The record is from RefSeq and is a predicted model, not a curated record. Gene Ontology annotation, cellular component: trans-Golgi network; membrane. The coding region runs from base 403 to 1146 and encodes 247 amino acids. Lineage: Eukaryota; Viridiplantae; Streptophyta; Magnoliopsida; Cornales; Cornaceae.
CUGUACUCUAGCAUUGCCACAACUUUGCAUUAUGACGUGAAAUAUGCUACCAAAUCUCUCUCUCUAUCUUCACACACACACACACACAAACCCAUAUACAUACGUUCUAAUUGCAUCAACAUACGAUCUAUUCAAUACUCUUUCUCGGUUCUUACAAUCCAUCUAUGCACAGAUCUCUCUUUAGAUUCAAAAUCUCAAAACCCUAAUUUUCCGACAUUUUUAGUGUCUGCAUCCUUGGAUCUCUUCAAUCGUCGUCACUCGGUUUCAUCAUGAUUUCGACCUAAAAUCCCAAAAUUUCGGCUCAAAUUUUACAAGCUUCUUCAAUUAAUCUCGACGCCCCACUAUUAAUUUUUCCUUUCGUAAGUUCCAAGUUUCCAAAUCGAUAUAUACAGAUCUUUGAUCAUGUCGAAAGAAUUCAAUGUCCCGCCGGUGGUUUUCCCGUCCGGUGGAAACCCCGGUGCCGGCGCUCAGCAGCGGAGACUCCCAACGGCGCCGUUCCAGCCGCCGCGAUCAGCAAACCCUGGCAUCCCCUUCAUGUCAUUCGACAUCAGCUCUGCCGCCGCCUCCACCUCCUUGUCCGCCCCACAAUUCGGCGGCAAUAAUAUCGGAAUCGGUACCGGAUUCGAGGAUGAACCACCUCUGCUUGAAGAACUAGGAAUCAAUACCAAACAAAUCUGGAGCAAGUCUGUCUCAAUCUUGAACCCUUUUAGAGUAAAGGCCGAUCUUUAUGAAGAUGCUGACUUGUCUGGUCCGUUUCUGUUCUUGAUGGCCUUCGGAUUGUUUCAACUGCUCGCCGGGAAGCUACAUUUUGGGAUUAUAUUGGGAUGGGUCACUGUGUCGGCUCUGUUUCUGUAUGUGGUGUUCAAUAUGUUGGCAGGACGAAAUGGGAAUUUGGAUUUGUAUCGGUGUGUGAGUUUGAUCGGGUACUGUAUGUUGCCAAUGGUGAUUUUAUCGGCUAUGGCGCUGUUUGUUCCGCAAGGUGGGGUGCCUAUUUUCGUUGUGGCUGGGGUUUUUGUCAUAUGGUCGACUCGGGUUUGCGCGAGGCUUUUGGUGGAGUUGGCUUCUUGUGGGGAUGAGCACCGUGGAUUGAUUGCGUAUGCCUGUUUCUUGAUUUACACGCUCUUCUCUAUGCUAGUGAUAUUUUGAACUGAGUUUGCUAAAAUUCUUCAUGCUUAGCAUUCGGUUGAAUCUCUUCUAUCUGUAUUCCAUACGAUUUUCAUAUUGGUUCCUUUUCAGAGGCUUCUUGUUUGCCUUGGUUUUAAUGGAAAUUCAUUUUUUUUCCUUUUAUUUUUAUAGGCUUACUGGGUCUCUUAGGAAUAGUUUACUGCAUCAUCUGAUGUUAGCUUGAGGCAUUUCUCCCGAAAUGGAAGAAAUUUUUGUAUCGGGUCAUUCUUUAUGUUUCUGUUAAGAUGUUUUAUGUUCAUUUUGGUGAUUGUGCUCGA